This is a messenger RNA of Daucus carota subsp. sativus, 1591 nucleotides long. RefSeq lists its product as uncharacterized. The transcript has 14 exons. The coding region runs from base 175 to 1371 and encodes 398 amino acids. NCBI's taxonomy places the organism in Eukaryota, Viridiplantae, Streptophyta, Magnoliopsida, Apiales, Apiaceae. The record is from RefSeq and is a predicted model, not a curated record.
UAAUUGUUAGGAAGUUAAACCCUAAUUAUGUUGUUUCUGAUUCAAUCCUGAUGAUCCAUUUUUGUGCUUAAUUAUAUCCGCAUUCAGCUUAAUGUGCAACACCUCUGCCUGCUCCGGACAUGAGUUUCUCACCUUGUAAUUGCAAUCCUAGUACUAAGAAAGUUUAUAAUACAGAUGCCUCCUUUCAUGGAUAAUUUGUUUCAUAAAAGAGGCUCGAUUAGAGAGGAAGCUUUAGCUGCAUUGAUCAAAUAUCUUAAGAAUGACAUACGACUUGGUUUUGCACAAAAUAAUUAUAUCACUAUAUUAAGUAGGUGUGAAAAUUCCUUCAAAAAAGGGUCCGCGACGGAGAUCAAAUUAGCUGCCCAAGCCAUAGGUUUACUGGUAUUAACUGUUGGACCUGGAGAUUGUGCAAAUGAAAUAUACAACGAGUCACUUCGUCUGCUUCCUCCAAUUCUUAGAUCCAAAUCUCGACAUAUAGAGAUUUUGGAGUGUUUAGCUAUUGUGACUUUCGUCAGAGAUAAUGAUUUUGAUGAGACGGAAAGAUCGAUGCAAAUUAUAUGGGAAUACAUGAAUAAGGUUAAUCCAAACCAUUGUUUUGCUUACAUAGUACUUCCAUUAAUGAACUUUUUCCCUCAGAAAAUUUUAGAGAAGGAUGAAGCUUCUGUUGUUGCUUCUACUAUAUCUGCGUGGUCGUUUCUCCUCGCAAAAAGUGAUCGUUGUAGACUUGAUAAUAACUUUUGGAGAGGGGUAAUUCCUUUCUUUUUGGAACUACUCAAGAGCAAGUCCGAGGUUAAUUUCGAAUAUGCAAUUUACCAUCCAGCUGUUGUUGAAGUACUUGCUUUAGUGUCUGAUAAGGGCAGCCAGCACAAAUUCUGUAGUGAGGCAGCUGAAAAUUCAUACAAUCGAGUACUAGGGGUUGCAGAGAUGAAGCGUGAUGAAAGUGCAGUCGAUGCCAAAUGGAAUUUAUCAGAGUUACUUAAGGAAUUUAACUGUAAUCAGACCUCCUUGAAGGUUGGUCGUAAUAUCUUUAAACUCGCCACGUUGUCUGAACAAAAGAAGAUGACCUAUUUGAAGCAAUUCUUAGGAGAUGGAUUUAAGAAGCACAUUGUGGACAACAAUUUCCUUCACAAUGUCUUCAAUUGUAAAAUAGAAGAACCCAGAGGCCCGACUUUGUAUGUACCUGAAGAAAAAGAGGUCACUGCUGAAAUUUACAUUCCGGGGGAUAGAGAUAUCCGUAACCGUGAGAGGCUAAUUAACCAUUCUUGUAAUUCUAUAAUGAGCAAAGGAAAGACUCAGUUUAGAAACAAGCUUCGCAUGAUAGCGCAGGAGAAGAAAACAGGUCAAGGCUUUAUUCAUGAUGAGAUGGACUAAUGUAUAUGCAGGUCUGAGAAACGUAUAGUUGAUUAUUCUUUUUUAGUAUAAAUGUCUGGUUCAUCAGGACUGAUAAAAUGUUAGUGAUUAUUCCUAUUUAGCGUAAAUGUCCUAUGUCAUCCGUGCGAGCCUCAGCCUUGAAGUGGAAUGCAGAUACAUGAUUGUAACAUUAUAUUCAAAAUUUUAAUAUCAGUUUAGUUGAUUUUGCUUCUUUUUUUUA